This is a messenger RNA of Ceratitis capitata (Mediterranean fruit fly), 2300 nucleotides long. It is a transcript of the gene Sin1, whose product is annotated as stress-activated map kinase-interacting protein 1. Bases 109 to 1887 code for a protein of 592 amino acids. Gene Ontology annotation, cellular component: TORC2 complex; plasma membrane; cytoplasm. Lineage: Eukaryota; Metazoa; Arthropoda; Insecta; Diptera; Tephritidae. Gene Ontology annotation, molecular function: phosphatidylinositol-4,5-bisphosphate binding. The transcript has 2 exons. The record is from RefSeq and is a predicted model, not a curated record. Gene Ontology annotation, biological process: TORC2 signaling.
UUUGACAGCUCUGAUAUACCGAAUAGUCCAAUAGAUAUUUAUUUUUUAUAAGCUUAAGCUUAAUAUCAUUAUUUGUUAACUAAACUGUUUUUUUAUAAUACAAGAAAAAUGGCGUCAUAUAGCAAUCAGCAUUGGUUGCUUUCUCACAUACGUAAUUCAUUUAUUUCAACAGAUGAUACGGGAAUGUGUGAGACUGUAAUGUUAAGUGAUGACAUGCCUAAACAUUAUUUGCGUAAAUAUCAAGGUGCAUCUGUUUCAAAUAUCGCUACCCAAAAUAAACAACAGCAAAGAAAGUCACUUGGAAAUAAGCAACAAUUUCAACGUAUUUUAGAUCCAGUGUUGCAGGAAGUGGAUUUUGUGUGUUAUCCGGGGUUAGACCAAAGUGAUGAUGAAGAUAUGGACUCCACCACUCAAUCUUUUGAAAUUCAAAUGUAUCCCGAAGUAUGGGCUCAUAGAUUUCGUUCAAAUACUGCACAAAAACUAGAGAAAAUGGAUAUGGCACGAAGAAAGGCCGCUAAAACUAAAUCUAUUAAUUACGAUGAAGAAAUUAUACCCCCAGAGCGGAAUGAUUUCUUUGUUAAGAAAAAAGUUACAAAAUCCUUACAAAUUACAAAGAACAAUGAAAAUGUCGUUAGAGAUAUUGAUGUGACUGAUAACAUAGGUACUAGUAGUAAUACUGCAGUAAAAAGUAAACUUGCUCUACAGUUGGCAAAUAGUCCAAAGCAAGUACAAAAUAAAUUUAUGGAAUAUGCACGCUUUGAUGGCACUUCUCAAGCGGGAAUACAGACAAAACGUAUACAUGUAUUUUUAAGUAUGCUUCCCGAACGGGAUCGUAAAACCCCUAUAAAAAUUUGCGUUCUGGCUAGUGCUAAAAUCAUAGAGGUCAUCGGCCUCGUUUGCUAUAAGGCAACAAUACAAUAUCCCGAGAUUCCACUAAAAUCUAUUCGACAUUAUGCACUUUAUAUGACUGAAGAUAAUGACGCAAUGGAGGAAUUUCCUCCCCUGGACGAUAGAGAACCUUGUUCUAAGUUUGGAUUUUCCCAUCUUACCUUAGCAGAGCGACGGCCACUGGCACAAGUAACUCGUAUUGAUUAUGCUAAUAAUGUGGCAACUAAAUCGAUGACAUCAGAGGAAGAUAAAUCAAGAGUGGCUGCGGCUGCGGUUCGAUCGAUUCAAGAUAUGGAAACAAAUACCGGUGGAAUUAGCGACGAAGCUGAUUCUAAUUGUAUCACUAACAAUGAAGAAUAUGACGAACGUAUGAUGAGCCAUAAUGAUAUGUUGGAAGCACCAAUGUAUCGCACUUAUCGCCUCAUUAUUAAUGAGAAACCAUUCUUUAAAACGGAGGUAACGCUGGGCAUCUCAGGUGAACGUAUUGAAAUAGAUCAGCACAAAAAUGCGAAAUUCUGGACCAAGCAAAAAGCGGUCACAUAUCCCAUCGACGUUAUAGCCUCAUGUGAAAUUAUAGAGAAACGUCAUUUAAAAGCAACACUUCGCAUUUGGCUAAAGUCCUCCUCGUCAUCAUCAUCGAAUAGCAACAAAACAUCAACUGAUAUGAAGUCAAUGACACAUGCUAGUGAAAGUAGUAUGGUCGGAGGUGUUGCAGGCGCACAGUCACCUAAAAGUCCCGGUCACUAUCUGCACGUACCCUCGUCGUUCGGCCUUUUUUCAACUAGUUCCGGUAGUGGAAACAGUGCUACAGGUCAACAUUUUCCUCAAAUGCGAUUUAAACACUAUGAUUUUGAGGCUGAUACUCACACCGCUGAACAUAUUCUAAAUAAAUUAAGUUGUAUACUUAACGUUAGGUCCAGCGAAGUGCGCCGUGAAUUUCUGCAAUCAAGAGAGCGGAAACAAGAUAAAAAUCAAGCUAAAAAGCAUUUAAAAAUGUAGUAUCUACGACUAUACUGGCAUUGCUUCGGUGUGAUGUUGGACGCUUGUGUGAUUGAAAGCAGCAAGCAGAUCUCGUUGCUUUCCUUAUUCAAAUCGAAAAAAGAACGUUCUCUAUACUAAUGUUGUACAAUAGUUAGGUAUAUCCGCCAUAAAUUGACACUGCAGAAAAUUUCUGUGUUUUUGAAAAUUAUUUUUAUUACCCUGACUACUUUUUUCUUUGACUGUCUCAAAACUACACUAUGUUUUUGAAUGUAUUAUUUUUAAAGCAAAUUGCUAUAAUCUCGUAAAAGGAUAUGUAAGUUAUGGAAAAUUUAAAUUUAAAUGAAUGUACACAUGCAUGCAUAGUAUAUAAUAAAUAGAUUUAAUUGUGACCAAUAAAUAUCCUUACUGGAAUUCUUUGCGGGCAUUAUUUC